Molecule: messenger RNA, 609 nt
Organism: Cyclospora cayetanensis
Lineage: Eukaryota; Apicomplexa; Conoidasida; Eucoccidiorida; Eimeriidae
Exons: 2
Coding region: 1-609 (202 amino acids)
Source: RefSeq, a predicted model, not a curated record
AUGGUCUGCCCGCCAGAUCUGCUGCAGCAGGAACUGGACUGCCUGCGACGUACGUACACACCAUUUGCCGAGUUUGCUGCUCUGCCGACCACACUUGCGGGCAGCUUUUCGAGCACCUCCCUCGCUCCUGCUGCUCCCGCAGCAGCAGCCGCUUCUUCUUCUGUUGCAGUGCCCCUCCCCCGACGUCGCAAAGCAGCCGCUUCUCCGAGGUUAGAGCAGGAUUGCCGGCAGGAGCGGCUCCAGCAGUUCCUUUGUGCUGUACGGCAUCCCCUGGGUUCGCUCGUGCUCACGAUUGGCUUAGAGCUAGACGGCCUAAGACUGCUGCACGUCGCCUGCCUCCCCCACCAGACGCCGCAAGCCGCUCUCAAGGCUCAAGAUCAGAGGCAGCAACACGCACCCAAGCAACAUCAGCAACUGCUACUGCGAGAGGCGUGGGGUAUCCGCGAUCCUGCACCCCUUCCCGACACACUUUUUGAAUCCUUCGAAGGCUUGCUGCAGGCUGUGUGUCCUACAGAGUUUCAGCGCAUGCAGCAAGCGCUGCUGCUGCAACGGCUAAAGCUGCAGCCACGACGGGCAGGAGUAGGGGGCACUCCAGAAACUACGCCGUAA